Molecule: messenger RNA, 1244 nt
Organism: Conger conger (European conger)
Lineage: Eukaryota; Metazoa; Chordata; Actinopteri; Anguilliformes; Congridae
Product: SLAM family member 5-like
Exons: 5
Coding region: 75-836 (253 amino acids)
Source: RefSeq, a predicted model, not a curated record
AUACACGUACACACAUACACACAUAAUAAGCCCUAUCUCCAUAGAGGAAGCCACACAGAUCUCUUGGAUUGAAAAUGCUUGUCCUGUUGGUGCCCACACUGCUGUUUGCAGUCUGCGGAGAUUCACUGCAGUUGAAUGGAGUCGUUGGAAAGUCCGUUUUGCUUCCCACGGAGGAGCGACUACUCAAAGGAAUUGGUUACAUGAAUUGGAAAAAGAACAGCGAUGAUAUCAUCACAUUAGUGAGAAAAUCUGAAAAAUCAUCAUUUGAAAUCCGGCAUAUAGACUCAAACUUCAAAGGGAGAUUGAUCGUGAAUAAUGACACUGGGGCUCUAAAAAUCAACAAUCUGAGAGAAGAGGAUUCUGGGGAAUAUGUCUUUGGCGGUUUAGUAUCAUCCAGGUCCCUGAAGCCAGUGACAUAUGAACUGCAAGUUUAUGAGAUGAUUGACUCAGUGCAGAUAACCACCCAGGUCAAUAACAGCACAGACGGCUGUAAUGUGACCCUGAGUUGCAGUGUGUUUGGAAGCCACUGGGUGGUGCUCUUCUGGUCCACAAAUGGAGGCAACAUUCCCGGAACAGAGAACAAAACUACCCUGACUGUGUCCCCCACCCUGGCAGAAGAGAUCUACACCUGUACGGCCAAGAACCCCGUCAGCUCCCAAAGCAGCAGUGUGACAGUCAAGUCCUGCCAACCUCGCGCACCAUCUCCUGGCCUCUCACCAUGUGCAGUAAAGUCAGUGCUGUUCUCCAUGGGUCUGGUUGCCAUGGUUUCGGCUGUCAUCGCAGUUAAUGUCAGAGAGAGGUGCUGCAGAGAAAUGAGGACUGAGGAGGGAGGGUGAAUCUGAUAUUUGGUAUCUGUGUGUGUGUGUUAGAUUAGAUUACAUUACAUUAGAUUUGUAUUAAAAUUGAGUAAAUGAGAACUCUCACCCUGCCACAUUAUCUGGUUUGUAAAAGUGCAAGCUAAAAUUUGUGAAAAAUAUAUAAAAAACAGUAAGUAGUCCUUGCAAUGCCGUACAGUCCAUCUUUUAACCCACUGCUGGGAGGGAAAUGCCGACACAGAUUCUGAUUAUUGGUUUGUGCAAGCUUUGCAGUGAUUAAUUGUAGUAAUUGUUAGCCAUUAUUUGAUCUUAACAGUUUUCCUUACAAUGUUUUUUUGCUGUUACAGUAUGUUUUUCAUGUCUGUGAGCUUUUAUGAACUCUCAAAUGAAUCCAAACAAAUCAAAAUCAAAUUAAAUAUGAAAUAUAAA